UACAAAUAUCAAGGAAGAUCGAUUUGGUAAUCGCAAUGCAGGUUCGCCACAGACCUCAUCUGAUGUUUAUCAUGUUAGAAAUUCCGCGCUGGUGCCCGUAAAUAUUUCGCAAAUCGUGCUAUAA
Messenger RNA from Racocetra fulgida, 124 nucleotides. Lineage: Eukaryota; Fungi; Glomeromycota; Glomeromycetes; Diversisporales; Gigasporaceae. The record is from the annotation of a GenBank genome assembly.